Messenger RNA from Helianthus annuus (common sunflower), 1389 nucleotides. RefSeq lists its product as uncharacterized. NCBI's taxonomy places the organism in Eukaryota, Viridiplantae, Streptophyta, Magnoliopsida, Asterales, Asteraceae. The coding region runs from base 1 to 1389 and encodes 462 amino acids. Gene Ontology annotation, molecular function: zinc ion binding; nucleic acid binding. The record is from RefSeq and is a predicted model, not a curated record. The transcript is spliced from 2 exons.
AUGGUGGAAAGCCAUGAUCCAGUCCAUAGGGAAAGCGUCCUGUAUAAUAAGAAGUGGUAUAAGUUUGUGGACCUGAUCAAGGAGACGUAUUUUCCUCCUUAUGAAGUUGAGAAAGUGGAGUCUGAUUUCUUGACUCUCAGCAUAAAGAACCUGGACUGUCGGAAAUAUGUGUCUGACUACAACUCAUUAUCCAGAUUGGUUCCAUAUUUGAUCACUCCCGAGUCUAAGCGCAUUGCUUGUUUUAGUAGUGGAUUAGCACCAGAAAUCAAGGGCAUGGUUAAAGCAUCCAAGCCCACUACUUUUAGAUCUGCUAUAAAUCUAUCUCUUUCACUCACUCAGGAUGAAGCGAGGUUCAAGCCAAAGAAAGGAAAAUUUGGGUUCGAUAAGAACCAGCAGAGGUCGGAUGAUAGACCUGUUUGUAAAACUUGUGGGAGACGACACUGGGGACAGUGUCAGACUAACCAACAGUCAAAGCAGUGUGGUAUCUGCAAGAAGACUGGUCAUCAGUCCCAUGAGUGCAGGGACUUAAAGAAUGUUGUUUGCUUUGGAUGUGGCGAGAAGGGUCACAUAAAGACUAAUUGCCCUAAACGAGCUACCGAGGGUAAUGUGAAGCCUAGGGAAGCAAAGAAACCGAAUGCAAGAGCUUUUCAGCUAACUGCAAGAGAAGCAGUCAAUGAUGCAAAUGUCAUUACAGGUACGUUUCUCGUUAAUGAUAUAUUUGCUAGAGUUCUAUUUGAUUCUGUAGCUGAUAAAAGCUUUGUAGAUCAUAAGUUUAGUAAACUACUAAACCUACCCCUAAGAGCUUUAGAUAUUAAUUACGAAGUUGAAAUGGCUGAUGGUAGUAUAGAAAUAGCCUCCACGAUUCUUGAUGGAUGUGUUAUAUCCAUUAAGAACAUUCCUAUCUCUGUUAAUCUUUUGCCAAUCAAUUUGGCGGGGUUCGAUAUAGUUUUAGGCAUGGAUUGGUUAGCUCAUAACCAAGCCCGUAUUUCCUGCGAUAAGAAACUUAUCGAAAUUAAAUCCAUGUCCGAUGAAGUACUCACCAUUCGUGGAGAUCAACACUAUGGAUUGCCCGAGAAGGUGUCUCUACUUAAGGCAUCCAAGUAUUUUAAAGGAGGAUGUGUCAUCUACAUGGCACAAAUGACGAUUGAUGAUCCGAAGCCAAAGAUUGAAGACAUACAAGUCAUCUCAGAAUACCCAGAUGUGUUCCCAGAAGAUUUACCCAGUCUACCCCCAGAGAGGCAAGUUGAGUUUAGGAUCGACAUCUUGCCUGGAUCCACUCCUGUAGCUAGAGCUCCAUACCAAUUAGCACCAACUGAAAUGAAAGAAUUGAAGGCUCAACUAGAUGAGCUAUUGGAGAAAGGCUUUAUUCAGCCUAGUUCCUCGUCUUAG